UCAAAGAUGGGACACUCAAAUACAAAGGCAGCACUCUUCAAGAGCGUUAUAAAGGAAGCAGACACUUGAAACUGCCGACAGAGGAACAUCUUGACAUUUUGUUACAUAACGCUCUCAUACAGAAAUCAUAACGCAUCCGUUUUCAUCAGUCCGCUGAUGAUGAAGAAGAUGAUGGUCAGGAGAAAAUGACAGCUCCUGUGUUCACAAUAGUGAUUCCAUCUUCGCUCAACAUCACCCAAGCACCCAACAUGAAUCAAACUUGUGAGGAAAGUGAAGAUUUCAAAUAUUUGGCGUACAAAGUCACGUACAGUGUCGUAUUCCCUAUCGGAUUUAUCAGCAACUCUGUGGCUUUGUUUGUGUUCUUGCGUCUUACUAAAAAAGGGACGCCCAACACUGUAUUUAUGACUAACUUGGCUAUUUCAGAUGUUGGCUUCUCCUUGACGUUGCCCUUCCGUCUGGUCUACUAUUUUAGGGGCGGUCAAUGGGAUUUUUCAGACUGGUUUUGCCGCUGGUGUGUAUUUUCCUUUUAUGUCAACCUGUACACAAGUGUACUGUUUCUUACAGGCCUUAGCGUACUACGCUACAUCGCCAUAGUUCAGUCCCUACGCCACAGCACACUCGUUACGGUGCGGAAAGCAAAAAUAUCAUGCGUUGCGAUCUGGAUUUUUGUGGCUGGCUUAUCAACGCCAUUCCUCUUUACAGGAACUACAGAGCGGGAGAACAAGACACGUUGUUUUGAACCGGGGAACAGCAGCUCAUGGAAUCGCAUAUUUAUCUUGAAUUAUGUGGGGAUUUCGUUUGGAUUUGUCAUUCCAUUUAUUAUAAUUCUCGUCUGCUACAGCUCCAUCAUUUGCAAACUCAUCAAAGGACGGAAAAUCAGGAGAAAAGGUGGACGCAAGCAGCGACGUGCAGUGUAUUUGAUCGCCGUUGUUCUGAGCACAUUCCUGCUGUGUUUCCUACCAUAUCACGUCAUUCGCACAGUCCAUCUUCAUGCCAAGGUUUUAGAAGGGCGCUGCCAGGUCAUUGAGUUCCUCGUGAAAGUUCUGGUCAUCUCGUUGUGCAUGGCAUCAUUCAACAGUUGCUUCAACCCCUUGUUGUACUACUUUGCGGGAGAGACUUUCCGCAAAAAAAUCCAUAGAGCGUCAGUUAGUUCACUCAACAAUAGUGGUAUUUAUUCAACUAUUCUAUGGCGAAGUCAAAGGAGCUUCAAAAGAAACCAACAUAAACCUGAUGUCUGCAAUUCUGAAAAGCAAUACAAACUGUCUGACUCUGAAGAAAAGCAAGUCUGUAAUGAUUUGCAGUAGUAAAAGAUCCAAAGAUACACUUCAUGAAGACAAAGAAAUCUGAGUGUAUAGAGUAAAUGUCUUCCUACUGUUGCCUUGAAAAAGUGUACUUGUAGUACUUGUCUGUUUUUCUAUUUCCUUUUUUUAGGUUCUCAACUAAAAGACUGAAAUUUUAAAGAUGUUGUGCAUUAGAUAGAGUGUGGAUAAAUAUCACACAGCCUCAGGAAUGGGUCAUAUUUUGAUUUGUGCAUUUGGCAAAUGCAUGUAUCCAAGGUAAACUGCAUCCUUGACAAGUUCUUGCAAGAUUCAUCCGGGUACGCUCUUAAAAAUAAUGGGUGUUUUGCAGCUUUGCCAUACAAGAACCAUUUUAGUUUCCUCCCCACAAAAAUAAAACUUUCAGUAAACAAGAACCGUUCUUCUUAGUAUGAAGAACAUUAGUACAAAAAAAACAUAGCGACCCAAGUGGUCAGAAUGAAAAUCACUCCAAGCUACAAUACAAAAAAUGGUAAUUGGCGUCCAAAAUGUUGUGUAAUAAAAAACAGGACAUGCAAAAGGUGCAAAUAAAAACAGGUGUUGCAACAGCCGUUGCAUAAUUAAACCAAAGGCUAUCGUUAAACAGUCUUCAGACGUCUCAGUCUGAAGCAGAAUGCUUUUUUUUUUUUGUAACAUUA
Molecule: messenger RNA, 1954 nt
Organism: Labeo rohita (rohu)
Lineage: Eukaryota; Metazoa; Chordata; Actinopteri; Cypriniformes; Cyprinidae
Gene: cysltr3
Product: cysteinyl leukotriene receptor 3
Exons: 2
Coding region: 186-1304 (372 amino acids)
Biological process (GO): G protein-coupled receptor signaling pathway
Cellular component (GO): plasma membrane
Molecular function (GO): G protein-coupled receptor activity
Source: RefSeq, a predicted model, not a curated record